This is a messenger RNA of Chanos chanos (milkfish), 2549 nucleotides long. It is a transcript of the gene pamr1b, whose product is annotated as peptidase domain containing associated with muscle regeneration 1b. The record is from RefSeq and is a predicted model, not a curated record. Gene Ontology annotation, biological process: proteolysis. The transcript has 14 exons. Gene Ontology annotation, molecular function: serine-type endopeptidase activity. NCBI's taxonomy places the organism in Eukaryota, Metazoa, Chordata, Actinopteri, Gonorynchiformes, Chanidae. The coding region runs from base 72 to 2549 and encodes 825 amino acids.
CCCAGGGGACUGCAUGGCCCUAUGAUUACAGGUUUCUGUAUAAUCUGUGUCCUGGGCCAGAGUGGAAUGUGAUGUGUCGAGGAUGCUGUGAAUAUGAUGUAAUCCGCUGUAAAUGCCCUCUGCAGGGCACACCGGUGGGCUACGCCGUACCCUGCUGUCGCAAUGCACUCAAUGAGUGUGACCCCUGCAUCAUACACCCAGGUUGCAGUAUAUUCGAGAACUGUAAACGCUGCAAUAACGGAACCUGGGGUCCAAGGGAUGACUUCUUUGUCAAGGGACAGUACUGUUCUGAGUGUCGGCCCGGCUGGUCCGGAGGGAACUGUCUGAAGUGUGGUGGUGUCAUUAGAAAGCGUCAGGGACACAUUGUUCUGGAAAGUUACCCGACUAACGCCCGGUGUGAGUGGACUCUGCAGGUGGAUCGACCUUUCACUAUCGACCUCCGGUUUAUGAUGCUGAGUUUAGAAUUUGAUCACAACUGUCGCUAUGACUACGUAGAAGUACGCGACGGAGACAGCAUGGACUCUCAGGUGAUUGGUCGAUAUUGUGGGAACGAGAGACCUGCUCCCAUUCAGAGCACAGGCAAUUCCCUGCACAUUCUCUUUGUCUCUGAUGGCUACAAGAAUUUCGACGGAUUCUUUGCCAUCUUCCAGGAGAGCUCAGCUUGUUCGUCCUCUCCGUGUCUACACGACGGCACCUGUGUGCUGGACUCAUCCUACUCCUAUCACUGCGCCUGUCUGGCCGGAUACACAGGACAGAGGUGUGAAAAUGUGUUGAUGUGCCAGAGGCCACUGUCACCCGCCCAUGGAUUCACAGAGAGUCUGGACCUGCGUGUCGGAGGGCAGGUCCUGUUCCACUGUGACCCAGGCUUUGCCCUGAAGGGCUUCCAGAUGGCUACCUGCCUCCUGGACGGGACCUGGAGCUACCCCACCCCAGAGUGUGUGCCUCUUGAGGGAGUGUGUAGUCUGCCUGCUAAGCCGGCUCAUGGGGACCACUUUCUGGUCUACGGGCCAAACGACGUGCUCAUCGCCCUGCAGUACCUGUGUUACAGACCAUACAAACUACAGGGAAGCCCACAGCGGACAUGCCUGGCCAACAGCACCUGGUCUGGCUCCGCUCCCACCUGUGUCAAAGACAAAGAGGCUGAGAAGAGUCGCUGUCCCCCUCUUCCUCGGCUCUAUCAUGGAUGGACUGAGGUGGUUCCAGGUGUGCAGCCUGAGACAGUGCAGUUUUUCUGUAACCAUUCAUACGCUUUGAGCGGCAGUGCUCACAGGACAUGCCAACCUAAUGGGACAUGGACUGGCAUGCAGCCCCUCUGCGUCAGAGCCUGUCGGGAGCCCAAAGUCUCAGUGCUGGUCAGACAGACUGUCCUGCCUCCGCAGGUGCCCUCCAGGAAAACUCCCGUUCAUAAGCUGUAUUCCUCCACUGGACAAGGAAGACUCUCUGUAAGUCCCACCAGGUUUCCGUCCACCGCACCCCCUCUUCCCCGGGGCUUCCACCAUCUCUACACACACAUUGAGUACCAGUGCACAUCCCCCUACUACCAACACUCAGGCAGCAUCCGACGCACCUGCCUGAAAACGGGCAAAUGGAGUGGCCGCCAUGUCUCCUGCUCACCAGUCUGUGGGAAGCUGCUCACCUUUGACCCUCAGAGGCCGGCGGAAGCUCGCUGGCCCUGGCUUGCUGCCAUCUACCGUCGCCAUGGGGACAAGGCGGCAGGGAAAGCAUUGAAAAAGGGCAGCUUGGCGGAGCCAUUGGGUAAAGGGGUAGUGUCAGAGGAGGAGAGCGAGGCUGGCUCUGCAACGUGGCAACUGGUGUGUAGCGGAGCUCUGGUGAACCAGCGUAGCGUGGUGGUGGCCGCUCACUGUGUCACUGAGCUGGGCAAACUGUACCCGCUGGACGCUGCCAACGUUCGGGUGACGCUAGGAAAACAGUUCCGCAGUGACCUCCGAGACACCAAGAGCCUGCAGCACCUGCGGGUUUCAUCCAUCGUCGUCCAUCCGAACUACGACCCCCUGGUCCUGGACUCUGACUUGGCCGUGCUGAAGUUACUCGACAAAGCCCGGAUCGGAGAGCAUGUACUGCCCGUUUGUCUGCCCAGUGCCCAGGAAGCUGAGAUGGACACCAGUGUCGGCAUGGUAACAGGCUGGUCCCUGCUGCCGGACCAACGGGCAGGUGAGGAUGAGCGGGUACGCGUUGGCACGGUGCUGCUGGGUGACGUAGUACAGUGUGAACGGCAGUAUGCCCACCACGGAAUGCCAAUCGGCAUCACUGACAACAUGCUAUGUGGACGCCAGCAGCCCGACGCCGGCCUGUCUAACAUCUGCCCCGCUGACACCGGGGGAAUUCUAAUUCUCCCGCCUCUCUCACAAAGCCCCACCCUUACCCCAUUUGGCCCUGCCCCUCCCACACAGACCACCCCCAAACAGGAGUGGAGGCUCCUGGGACUGGUAAGUUUCGGUUAUGACCAGAGAGACUGUAAUCCUGAGCUUUACACCAUCUACACCCACAUCGCCAACUUUCUCGGCUUUAUAGAGGACAACAUGAAGUAG